CGCCGUACUCAGCGGACGUGUUUGUAUGCUCGUGUGCUUUGACAAUACGCUACGUGCUAUCGUUAACUGAAUUUCGUUAUUUAUUUCGUGUGUGAAAAUCUGCUGACAGUGACAGGAGUGUUUGUACAGUGUUUGUACAGAGUUACAUUUUUAUACGGAAACUUGAAUUAUAUUUUCAACAUUUUAUUAUUGAUUUUUUAAUGUGCAUGUGGACGGAUCAGUGAACUUUUGGAUUGCGUUUUGGAUUUGGGUAGUGCUGUGAGUCCGCCAUUGCCACCUACUGUGUUCAGAUGUAAACAGGAUUUACAUUGUUAGGAUGCCAAAGAAUUAUCCGGUAACGGCGAGACGUAAUUGAUCCUGCCGGCCGGAUGAUAAGUCGAAGGCUUUUAAAGAGCUAGCGACGUAUGCGUGGUGGUCGGCGCGUUGGAUGGCCGCACCUAUGCCGCAGCGGGGCAAGUUCGACGUCCGCCGGAGCAUCGCCAGGUGACCUCGGGGCACUGUCGCCCCGCUUUAUGUCAUAACAAAAGUUGCUGCUGAAGAGGAGCGGACUGCGGGGCGUGAGAUAGCGUGGCCGCACAGCUGCCAGUAGGCCCGCCGCCCGCCGCCAGAGCGAGCUGGCCACAGCAAACAACGACAAUACAACGCCAACCGACAUGUGUUCCAACCAACUUAGUACCUAAGCAACGUCAAAUUAUUUACGUCGAAUAAUGAACGAUCCGUCCGAAACGCUGCCAAACGUUUUAAACGAAUUUAAUUUUAGUGCUAAUAAACUUAAGUGUGUAGAUCGCGAGUGCUAGUGUUAGUGAGCUUUAGGACUGCGCCAUCUGGCGUGCAGUAGGCGCGACAACGUGGCGGGGACGCAUGCGCCGUCGGGGCCGGCGCUGGCGAUGCCAUUUAUUGAAGACGAGUGGUGGACAGCCGAAAAUGAGGGCAGGAUGGUCGACCUCUCCAAUUGCCUGCAGGACGCGGUGACGGGCGGCGGCGGGCAGGCGGCGACGCUCCAACAGAUGGCGUCACUGGGCGAGCUGUCGCAGGCCGAGCUCAGCAACAUCGUGGGUCUCGCCGAAACCGACGGCGACGACCCCGAUGACAUCCUCAAGCAGCUCGGCGAGACCGCCUUCGACAACUUCGACACAUUCUUUACCGACCUCACCAACUCAACUGCGACGCCCGUGCCGCCCAUCGAAAUUAAGCAAGAGGAAAACAACAAUAUAUCGCCGGCGUCCGGAAGUCAAAUGCAAGGGCAGUACUAUCAGCAAAGCCAGAUCGCCGCGCCCCACAAUGGACAGCAGCGACUACAACAGCUGCUGCGCUCCGGUACCAGCGCCAUCAACAACGUGGUGGCGAAUAACAUAAGCAAUGGCCGCUAUAACAUUGCUUCUGCAAAUCCACUGCUCGCGGAGAAACUUGCCGCGACAUCUAGUGGUAUAAAGCAGGAACCCAUGAGCUCGGAUUACAACGGAACGGGGAUGAGUUAUGGAAACGCUUCGCCGAUGCAGCGAGUGCCGAGUGGGAAACCGCAAGUGCAUGAUGCUGGUGGAGGUAAAGUGGACGGCGAGCCAGGAACGCUGGCGUUGGGCGCGCGCGGGUCGCUGGGUCGCGCGUUGCUGCACGGCCUGCUGGCGCCCGCACCCGCGCCCAGGCACCACCACCUCUACACCGCGCCCAACACCGGGUCGCUGCCUCCAUCUCCAGCGGACAGCGGCGUUUCCGACGUGGAGUCGUCGUCGUCGGGCGCGGGGUCGGCGGAGGAGCUGAAGGCGCGUCUGCAACCGCCACCUCCCGCGCCCUUCCCCGCACCCUUCCUGCCCUUCUACCCGCACCACCAGCUCGCCUCCUCGCUGCAGCACCACGUCGCCACGCACACCAGGCCGCCGGUGGGCGCGGUGAACGAGCGCGAGGCGUACGGCUACGGGUACGGGGGCGGGGGAGCGGGCGGGGGUGGGCACCACUUCGCUGCGCCCGCGCCCCCGCCGCUGGCGCACGAAGAGCUGCCCUACUCCGUAUUCGACUUCGGCGACUACCAGCGGCAUCACCACCACAAUAAGUUGAAGCCGAAGAAGAGGCCGCGCAGCGACGUGCCCCCCGCGCCCGGCGUCAAGCGCAAGAGCCGCGAGGGCUCCACAACGUACCUGUGGGAGUUUCUGCUCAAGCUGCUGCAGGACCGCGAGUACUGCCCGCGCUACAUCAAGUGGACGAACCGCGAGAAGGGCGUCUUCAAGCUGGUGGACUCCAAGGCGGUGUCACGCCUCUGGGGUUUGCACAAGAACAAGCCCGACAUGAACUACGAGACGAUGGGCCGCGCGCUGCGCUACUACUACCAGCGCGGUAUCCUCGCGAAGGUCGACGGCCAGCGGCUCGUCUACCAGUUUGUCGACGUGCCCAAGGACAUCGUCGAGAUCGACUGUUCUCUGGCGUAGGCGCUGUGCGCCCACUGGCGCCCUCCUGCGCUCUCCCGCGCCCUCCCGCGCCCUCGGGAAUCUCGGAUCGUGGACGGGACUUUCUGUCAUACGUAACUAAUUCUAGAGUCGUGUCAUGUUCCGCUCUUUCAUUACGUUUUCCACUAACUACUUUAUAAACUUUCUAUUUGUCAAAUCGUCGUGCAUGUUACGUUCUCCGAUCGCUUCUAAUGUUGUUCUUAAGAUAAAUGUUAUUCUCAAAUCGUACUAAUAUAAUCUUUAUUAUGGAAUUUAAUAUUUAUACAAAAUAGGAGACGAAAUUGAUUGCUCAAAUGUUUAUAUAUUACCUAUUUUUAGGGGAAUUUCAGAAUGGAAUACUAAAUUUGCUAGAUGUUAUUUGCGGAUGGAGUGAGUUUUGUAUGAUGUUGAAACGAAUUUUUAAAUGUUUGUAAUGAAAUUUCUAUACAUAUAUUGCAUAUAUUUACUGUCGAUAGACACUUCCUCGAUCGACUGUACCUUCUGUAAGAAAUCUGAACUUCCUACCUCAAAACUACGCAAAAAAUACAUAUUAUAAAUAUACAAUUUAUUCAAAUAAUAGAUACAGUUUUUACGAUUUGCAAUAA
This is a messenger RNA of Papilio machaon (common yellow swallowtail), 3022 nucleotides long. RefSeq names its product ecdysone-induced protein 74EF (gene Eip74EF). Gene Ontology annotation, biological process: cell differentiation; regulation of transcription by RNA polymerase II. The transcript is spliced from 10 exons. Gene Ontology annotation, molecular function: DNA-binding transcription factor activity, RNA polymerase II-specific; sequence-specific DNA binding. The record is from RefSeq and is a predicted model, not a curated record. Gene Ontology annotation, cellular component: nucleus. The coding region runs from base 888 to 2420 and encodes 510 amino acids. Lineage: Eukaryota; Metazoa; Arthropoda; Insecta; Lepidoptera; Papilionidae.